AUGGCUUCAAGCGAAGGAAAUUGGAUUGAUGAUAUAAUCAAUGAUUUUAUUCAUUCAUCAAUAUGGUCAUCACCUAUUCAAACAUUUAUUAAUGAAAAUUGUGCUUGUUUUGAUUAUGAUGAUGAUAAUGAACCAUCAUUAUCUUUAAUUGAUGAACAAAAAAAAAUUUAUAAACGAUAUCAAAAAUUAGUUGAUGAAUUAUUAACAAGUCUUAGUGAUGAUCUUAAACUUGAUAGAGAUGAAUUGAAUAAUUCAUGUGAAAAAAAUAAUCCAAUAAUUAUUGAUGAAUCUUAUGAACAAUUAUAUUCAACAAAUAAUCGAGAUUUAUUUAAAGAAAUGAUGAAAAGAAAAAAUUUAAUUCUUCAAUUACAAGCAUUAGUUAGUUUACAAUUAGAAUGUGGUGUUUUAAAACCAUCUGAUACAGAUGAUGAUCGAGUUUUACAAUUAUUAAUACAAGCAACAUCAUCAGCAUCAUCAUCAAAUCAAAGAUCAAUAAAAAAUCCACCAAAGAUUUUACCUAAUUUAAAAGAAAAAGAUACAAAAGAAGUUAGUGUUGAUUGGCAUCGGCAAAUUCAAACAAAAGAAGAGAAGACAAAUCAUGAACCUAAAACGAUUGAUUCAGUUCCAGAUGAUAUUCUUCGUGAAAAAUUACGUGAAUUAACAAUUCAUACAGAAACAUCAUCGAAUAAUGAUGAAUCGGCAUCGGCAAUAUUAUCAAGAAAAAUUUUUCUUAAACAACAACGUGAUUUAAUUAUUAAUAAACAACGUAAUGAACGUGUUCAAGAAUUAGAAAAAGAAACUGCGAAUGCUCGACCACAAUCAGCUGCUAAUGUUGCUAGAAAAGCAAUGGGACAAACAAAUAAUUCGGAAAAACAAAUAUCAAAUGAUGAAUUGGAAAAACGAAGAAUUAUGGCAGCGAAACUUCGACGAGAAGUAGUUGAUAAACAAUAA
Adineta steineri is the source of this 951-nucleotide messenger RNA. The record is from the annotation of a GenBank genome assembly. NCBI's taxonomy places the organism in Eukaryota, Metazoa, Rotifera, Eurotatoria, Adinetida, Adinetidae.